AUGAAUUCGAAGAUACUGGAGGUGCUGAACCUGAUCGACGAGAAGUCGUUCAAGAAAUGCGAAAAGGUAAUAACAGCGGGGCUGAAGGCAAAGAAGAACGAGAAGCUGUACCUGCUAUUGAAGUGCCUUCUGCACUCACACCUGAACGAGAUAAAAGAGUGUAAGCAGAUUUUGGAGACGCUGGAAGUGGACGACUCCGAUGAAAAUGUCUUUUACAUAUUAAGAACCAUAUACACAAAUAUGAAUGAGGGUGGAAAGUUAAUCACUCUGUAUGAGGAGAAAAUGAAGAAGGCUGAAUCGGGUAAGAAUGGCCUGAGCAUCACCAAUGGGAGCAGCGGUAAUGUUGGAAGCGCCAUCGUAAGCAGGAGCAAUAACAUCACCUCCAGCAGCAAUAGCGUCAGUACAAAUAUCAGCAGUAACAACGUGAGAGUCGCGCAAAAGGAAAAAGUGAAUGUGGAAAGGAUUCUAAGGAACCUUUUUGAUUUCUGCCUAAAUACGAGCUAUUUCAAAAAAGGAAGUAAUUUGUCCUUAAAAUUAUAUAAGCAGACAAACGAUUCGAAGUAUCUCCUAUACAACAGCUACCUCCUCUACAUGAACAAUUCGAGCAAUAACCCACAAAUCUAUAACUUGGCACUCAACUUUUUAAAAAAUUAUAAAUGUUACAAUAACAAUAAAGUCACAGAGAACUUUUCCUUUUUUUUAGUGUUUUUUUUUAUUAACAUAAAAUUGAGGAAUUAUGACGAGUGCAUCAGGAUAUUGGAAUACGCCAAGAGUAAUUAUUUUUUUCUCAACCCAUUGCAGUACCAGGUGUACAAAAUGUACAUACAAUUUAUUUUCAAUAAACUAGAGAGUUGCAUUGAAGUUUUAGUAGAACUGAUAAAGGAGCUUCCAGAAAACAGCGACUACUACAUUCUAUACAUUGACCUCAUCAUUUAUCUACUAAACAAACAUAACCCAGAGAUGAAGGUAGAGAAUGUUUUCAAUCUGUACAAAAACGAUUUGAUGUACUUGGAGUUUUUUCAAAAAUGUUUCAUACAUGUGUGUUUUCAGAAGGUUAAGACGUUCCCCGAGAAUAUUUAUACCUUUUGGAAUUACAUCGAAGUGGAGGGACAGGAAGGGUCAGGGGGCUCCCCUAGCUACUACAAAGAUGUAAUGAAUUCGGUUCUUUCGAUCGACCAGAUGAGUGUCAGCACGGAGAACGAGAUGGGAGCUAGCGGCGCAGAUGGGGAAAGUGACCCGAACGAUUUCGGAAGUGACAAUAGUCAUGCAGGAAGUAAGCAUCACCAGGGGGGAAAAAAAGGCAAGGGUAAGCGGGAAUGCCACACACCCUUUGAAAGCAUAACGAAAAAAUUAGAUAGUCUAAUAGAGGACUACAAAAAUGAUGUCCUGAAGAUCUACAAGGAGCGUGAUGUGAAGGUAUACUUGUACAUGCUACUCUCCUUUAUUCUAAAACAAAGCAAAAAUUAUAACCUGUUUUACUCAAUUAAAAAUCACCUUAGUCUUUUAAAAGACGACAUGGUAGCUAUCCUCAUCGUGUUCGUGAAAAUCAUUUUGAAAAAACUAUACGUAGCAAUUAGCACCGAAAUGAAGGCCCUAUCGAAGGGAAACUUUCCUGGAAACGAAUUGACGAGAGAGAAAAAAAAAAAAAUUUUAUUGUUCUACAAGCAGAUUUACAACUUUGAACAGCUCCUUUAUGUGAUGUAUAAAAAGGAUGUGCAUGAAUCCUUUAACCGAAUUUUUUCCAUGUUCAUUCAAAUGACCAAUAAUAUGGACCUAAAACUUCGGGAUGAUAACUUCGUUGUGCUGUUGGUCGAAAUGGCUUUAUACUUAGACAAGUACAACCUCUGUGAGUCUGAGCAGAAGAGCAGCCUUGACGAGGCUGUGACGAACUUGCACAACUUGGUGAACAGCACAUGUGACGAGUUGAACCUCGGAGGGUGCAAAAGCGUCGAUGAAUUCAUCGGGCCCAUUGGCUCCUACGAGUGUGCAGUAGUGGAUGGGGAAGAAGGUACCAUUGCCACCAAUGGAGAAAAAACUUCGCAUGAAAACAACCCACAAGCGUACCACAUUCCGAAUGUCCAAAACGGAAGUACAACCAUCUUUGAGAUCAACGGUGAGGAGAAAAACGAAAGGGACAUCAAGUUAACCAACAGGACGUAUUACAUUGCGGCUUUGAGUGUCUUAAAGUACUCAUACAAUUAUCGCAUCCGCAUGACGGAGAAGGAGAAUGAAGAGAAGAAGGUGAAACCCAUUCUAAACAACGAGUACAUAAAUGUGCUUGUCCUGAUGAUCUACCUCAACAACGUGAUUGGAAAUUUCACCAAUUUCUCAACCCUAAUUGAUAAGCUGAACAUAAAGAACAUCCAAUUGAUUACAUACUCUCCCAUUUUGUUCAUACACACGUAUAGCUAUUCGUACUUUAGCUAUGCUGAAAAUUUGGUAAAAAACAUUUUGAACUAUUACACUGUGCAGCAGAGAAAUUUGAAGAACUCAAUCUCCAAGUGCUUUCAAAAUAAUUCGAUAUUUAAGGUGAACGAAAUUUCGAAUGCCUAUUUUUUGAAUUCCUCGAAUAUAAUUUUUUAUUUUAUUAAGUUGUUAUACAUUUUUAAGAAGCAAUUGGAGGCAACGAGGGGUGUGUUUCACUUCAGCAUGUUUGGAAGUGUGAAAAAGGACUACACGAUUCAUAAUGAGUACUGCACGAAGUUUCCCCCCAUGAAGGAGAUUUCCAGUGGCAGGAUGAGCAGAAGUGAGAAAACAAGUGAGGCGAGGAAGUCGGCCAAUGGUAACACCGCAGGUGCUAAGGAGCCGGCCCUCAACUCGAGCAACACCAAGGGGGGUCUUGACCAUGAUGGGCGUAGCAACGGCUCCGUGUGCACCUCCCCCAUGGGCAACCCCCCCAGUCACAACGAAUUCUUCGGUAUGCUAAAACGGCUGAAUGAAGACAACCUGGCGGAGGAGCACGACUUUAAAAGCAACUACUCCAAAUUGAUGCUAGACAAGUUUAACUUCCUCACGAUAGACAACCAGACGAUUCUAAUAAAAUUUAACGUCCCCUCCUUCCGCUACACCCUUUACAAAUCGUAUGACACUUUUUUUUACAACCACAUUCUGUACGAGACGUUGAACCCGCUGGAAGAGUUUCAGUUCCUAAAGCAGAUGAAAAUUUUAAACACAACCGAAGCGAAUAGUGUCAACCUGCUGAAGGAUAUAAAGACAGUGUACCCAAUGAUAUUGCUGUCCAACUUUUAUAACCUGAAAGGUAGCGUUUAUUUAACUAGCCAUGAAAAGAUACUUGGUUGUAAAAACAUGGGGGAUGUCCUUCGCCAUAGUGAUAAAAACGUUUCGCAGGAUUGUGCGGAGAGUAGCAACGAACUGCCCUUUGACAAGAUCAAAGAGCAUGCGAGCUACAGCAUGAGCGACCACGAAAUUAACUUCUUCAUAAAUAGCAACAUUUAUGUAAGCUUCGAUAAGGAUAACUACAACUACCGCAAUAAGUAUAUCUGCAAAUGGAACAGGCCCAAGUUCCAAUUUAAUCAGAAUUCCUUCUCGUCGCCCUUCAACAUUUGCCUAACGGAGCUGUUCAACUACCCCAUUCAGACCCUCUACCUAAAUUCAGUCAUUCUCAAUACAGUUAUGUAUUUGUUUCAUAAAUCCUUUACUUACUUCUCCAUCACGGAUGAAGUCAGGAAGACCAAAAUGAUCAGUAAGGCCAAGUGUGCCUUUCUUUAUCUGACCUAUAUUGUCUCCUAUUAUCAGUUAACGGAGGGGUUAAGCGAUGGUGACCGCCUUUAUAUGCAAAAAGAACUGGAUGACUUCACCACGGGGGAAGACAUGUGCCACCUCAAGAGGGAAAACGACCCUGUCAAGAAUAACGACGGGGCAGUUCCGAAACAAGUUAUCCCGUCAGUCGAAUCCCCCUCCCGUAAUGAUAAAAAAACAACGGGUAAAGAUUACAUCCCACUGGACCCCGUCUUCAAAAAGAAAUAUGGACAAGAUGUUUUCAAAAGGUACCAAAUUAUGCAGGCCGCCUACCACAAUGACAUGUAUAGCAAGAACGCCGCCCUGCAUUAUAAAAGUCUGUUGCUAAAUUUGAACAUGUAUAUAAGAAUCCUUGCUGGAGAUAGUAACGUGAAGGAGUUCACCGACAAGCUGCAAUUCUUGGACAACAUUAUUUACCUCACUGUGUCAAACGAAUUAAACGUCUUCAAGCAAAUUUUAGCAAAGGAUGACUCAUACCAGAUUAUAAACAUGUCGUGUUUGUUCAAGCAGUAUAACUAUCUUUUGCACAAUGUUACCAUAUUCACCUUAAUAAUUCAGUCCAUUUAUAGCCAUGGUAGGAAGAAAGUCUGCAGUGAAAAUAACAUGCUUAUCAAAAGUUACCUGAUGAGGAAGGUUUUACUCCUGUGCGACGUGAAUAAAAACUUGCUUUCUCUUUCCGAGGUGCUAGACAACUAUAAUCCCGUGAAAACAUCCGAAGUCUUGAAAAAGUUCGAGCUGGAGUUGGCGGGCGAAAUCGCCGUCUCGUGCAAGCAGCAUGUUCUAAAUUUGUACAAUUUGUUCAACGGGAAGAUGCUCAUUAUCAAGUCAUACUUGUGA
Molecule: messenger RNA, 4596 nt
Organism: Plasmodium inui San Antonio 1
Lineage: Eukaryota; Apicomplexa; Aconoidasida; Haemosporida; Plasmodiidae
Exons: 1
Coding region: 1-4596 (1531 amino acids)
Source: RefSeq, a predicted model, not a curated record